Messenger RNA from Talaromyces proteolyticus, 1605 nucleotides. RefSeq names its product putative choline transport protein. The transcript is spliced from 5 exons. Bases 34 to 1605 code for a protein of 523 amino acids. Gene Ontology annotation, molecular function: transmembrane transporter activity. Gene Ontology annotation, biological process: transmembrane transport; amino acid transport. Gene Ontology annotation, cellular component: membrane. The record is from RefSeq and is a predicted model, not a curated record. NCBI's taxonomy places the organism in Eukaryota, Fungi, Ascomycota, Eurotiomycetes, Eurotiales, Trichocomaceae.
CUCGCUCCCCACAUUAUUAUACCAUAUCUCAUCAUGGCCGAGAAAAACAAUAUUUCUAGGGCGACUGCUUAUGUUGGUGACGAGUCCCCAAAACAUCCAGUGGACAGCGCAAUCAACGCUUCAGGCCAUCGUCAAGAGCUGGAUCAGAAUUUCAGCCUCCUCAGCAUCUGUGGCAUUGCAGUGACUCUGGGGAACACAUGGAUCGCACUUGGUGGCGGGUUGGCUGUUGCUAUUAAUAAUGGGGGCCCAGCUGGGGUUAUCUAUGAAUUUAUUGCAGUGUCGAUCAUGUACUGGUUCGUGUCUGCAAGUAUUGCAGAGUUAGCUUCUGCCAUCCCGUCCACAAGUGGAGUUUAUCAGUGGGCAUCGCUCACUGCCGGCCCCUAUGGUCGGAUAGUUGGCUGGUUCACUGGAUACUGGAAUUGCCUCUGCUGGAUUCUUGGCGGUGCUUCGAUGUCUGCAAUUAUGGGGAACCAGAUCAUCUCAAUCUAUGCCUUAUUCCAUCCUGAAUUUUCUCCGCAAGCGUGGCAUGUCUUUGUUGCAUAUCUGUGUUGCACAUGGCUGUGCUGUGCCACUGUACUGUUUGCCAACAGGGCUCUGCCAAUGCUUAGCAAUGUUGGAAUGUUCUUCAUUAUUGCCGGUGUGACUAUCACGAUCAUUGUGUGUGCGGUAAUGCCAACGGUCAAUGGAACCGGUCACGCAUCGAAUCAAUUCGUAUGGAGCAAUUGGCAAAACGGGACUGGGUAUUCCAGCAAUGGGUUUGUUUUUCUGGCCGGCAUGCUGAAUGGGGCAUUUGCUGUGGGAACGUCGGACUGCACGACGCACCUCGCUGAAGAGAUCCCGAGGCCUAGUGUCAAUAUCCCAAAGGCAAUACUGGCACAAGUCAGCAUCGGUUUCGUGUCAGCGUUCGUCUACAUGAUCGCAAUCUUCUACGCGAUCAACGACCUCGAUGCUAUUCUCGCAUCGAACUCGACUUUCCCCCUUGCGGAUAUAUAUCUUCAAGCCACUGGAUCCCGUGGCGGUGCGCUCGGUUUAUUGAUCCUUGCAUUCCUCCCGACUCUCAUUAACGCCGUCGGGUGCUAUAUCACUGCAGGCCGCAUAUUAUGGGCAUUGGCUCGGGAUAAGGCAUGCCCAUUCGACAGUUGGGUUGGAAAGGUCAGCAAGACUUUUCACAACCCUUUUAAUGCUACGUUGGCCUGUGGAGUUAUCAUCACUGUUAUGGGCGGCAUCUACGUAGGAUCAACAACGGCCUUCAAUGCCUUUGUGGGAUCUUAUGUGAUCUUGUCGAGCAUGUCCUAUCUUGGUGCAAUCCUCCCCCAUCUUCUAUCAGGGCGAUCCAACGUCACACCAGGACCAUUUUGGAUGAAAGGAGCCACUGGAUAUAUUGUCAAUGGCAUCAGCUGCACGUAUAUUAUUGUCUUUGUGGUAAUUUUCUGCUUCCCUGCUUCUCUUCCCGUCGAUGCAACAAACAUGAACUACUCCUGCCUUAUCACUGGUGGACUCACAGUCUUUGUUGCAGCCUUGUGGUUCUGGUAUCAGCAUGACUACACCGGCCCCCAGGCCGUUCCAUCUAGUCAGCAUGUGUACAUGGGCGAAUCUGAGAGCUAA